UUCCCCCUGUGACAAGCUCAGCUCAGCGCAGCGCAAGAUGGAGUACCAGGGACAGCAGCAGCGCGGCCGCGUCGACGAGUACGGCAACCCGGUGGCCGGACAUGGCGUCGGCACCGGCAUGGAGACGCACGGCGGCGUCGGCACCGGCGCGGCCGCCGGUGGGCAUUUCCAGCCCAUGAGGGACGAGCACCAGACCGGCCGUGGGAUCCUGCACCGCUCCGGCAGCUCCAGCUCCAGCUCGUCUGAGGAUGAUGGCAUGGGCGGGAGGAGGAAGAAGGGCAUCAAGGAGAAGAUCAAGGAGAAGCUCCCCGGUGGCCACGGUGACCAGCAGCACACCGGUGGCACCUACGGACAGCAGGGUACUGGCAUGGUCGGCACCGGCGGCACCUACGGGCAGAAGGGUCACACUGGGAUGACCGGCACCGGCGGCACCUACGGGCAGCAGGGUCACACUGGGAUGACCGGCACCGGCGGCACCUACGGGCAGCAGGGCCACACUGGGAUGACCGGCACCGGCGGCACCUACGGACAGCAAGGCCACACCGGGAUGGCCGGCACCGGGGCGCAUGGCACCACGGCCACUGGUGGCACCUACGGGCAGCCGGGCCACACCGGGAUGACAGGCACGGGGGCGCACGGCACCGGAGGCACCUACGGGCAGCACGGCACUGACACCGGCGAGAAGAAGGGCAUCAUGGACAAGAUCAAGGAGAAGCUCCCAGGCCAGCACUGAGCGCUGAGGAGAGCCUGCGGCCGCCACUUCUGAGAGUGGAGGUGCCGGUCGACCACCGUUGCAGAAUCAAUAAUAAGAUCGCGGUACGAUACAAUAAAAUUCCACCAUACAACGUGAGCCUAGUUCACCUAGCUCACUUGCGUGUUGGAGGAGCCAGUGUAUCUAGGCUCAAGUUUACGUGAACAAACAGUGUUUUGAGUUUUUCGUCUGUUUAUUACACUGUAUAAUCUUGUAAGUUUCCUGUGGUUAAACCCUGUAUGUACGCUUUACGGUAUGGUCCUCGCGUACAGGUUAGUUCUUUAUCAAAUAAAUAAUACCGUCUUAAGAGUAGCUUAAGAGCGUCAUAUGUCUUUUCUUUUU
Molecule: messenger RNA, 1093 nt
Organism: Triticum dicoccoides
Lineage: Eukaryota; Viridiplantae; Streptophyta; Magnoliopsida; Poales; Poaceae
Product: dehydrin DHN4-like
Exons: 2
Coding region: 38-733 (231 amino acids)
Biological process (GO): response to abscisic acid; cold acclimation; response to water deprivation
Cellular component (GO): cytosol
Source: RefSeq, a predicted model, not a curated record